AGUGAGCAACGCCCCUCUCACUUCGUCUCUGUCGACAUCUUCGACCGUGAUUGAGGAGGACCCUGAUGACGACCCACUCACUCCGUGCAGCCCUCCUCUACUACGACUAUACCCUCACCUUCGCGGACGAAAAGAAGCUCAUUUGGGGACGUAAACUUGGCUUGACAACACUCCUCUAUGUUCUAUGCCGAUAUGCUCUCGUUGCCAACGUCAUAUACCUGCUUGCUAUCUCGCACAAGAUUGAAGACUGUGACGCUGCAUACCGUGGAAUCUCAUCCCUCAGUGUUCUUGGACGAGCAGCUGUGCUCACAACCUGGGCUACACGAACAUGGGUCGUCUGGAAUCGCAAUACAUUCAUCGUCGUCUUCCUCGGCGCUCUCGUCGCGACCUGCACCGCUCUAGACUCCUAUCAGGCCUCCGGCGCGCGCUGCACGGGCCCGGCCUCCCAUCAAGAGUGGGUGAUCCUCGACGCUAUCGCGCGCAGUGCACUUCACUGACGGACCUUACCCAGAGCCGACAACGCGCUGUCUAUCAUGGUCGUG
Molecule: messenger RNA, 542 nt
Organism: Schizophyllum commune H4-8
Lineage: Eukaryota; Fungi; Basidiomycota; Agaricomycetes; Agaricales; Schizophyllaceae
Exons: 5
Coding region: 66-497 (143 amino acids)
Source: RefSeq, a predicted model, not a curated record